Molecule: messenger RNA, 7430 nt
Organism: Eublepharis macularius
Lineage: Eukaryota; Metazoa; Chordata; Lepidosauria; Squamata; Eublepharidae
Product: KIAA1671 ortholog
Exons: 12
Coding region: 268-6096 (1942 amino acids)
Source: RefSeq, a predicted model, not a curated record
CUUCCACUUUUCCUAGCAUUAUUGACUUUUCCAGAGAAUCUUGUCUUCUCAUGAUGUGAUCAAAGAGCAGCACCUGGUGGAUUGGAGAAAUGCUGUUUUGUCUCUCGAGCCCUCCUUUGCACAGUGUGUGGAGAAGGUACCCAGCAGAAUGACUCCUGAUUCAACAAGUCUCUUCUCCCACUGGCAGUGCCGUGAAACGAUCAUGGAGACCAAGCAUGUUCUUCUUCAUGGGAUCAUCUUAAUUCCACUGGAUUCUUAACGAGAGAGAUGGCAAUGCAGGUGGAAGUCAGCUCUGCCCUCCCUCCCUUGACCAAUCGGAGCGAACUCACAAAUGAACCAAAGCUCCAACACCCUUUUGCCAGCACUCUCUUAGAUGCAAGUAACAAGCCUAGUGAACGUCCCAGUUCUUUGUCUCCUCUGAUUCUGGAAGAGAGAAGCAAAUUUGGAAACCCCUUGAGACCAGCCACCACGCCUCCAGUUACUUCAAAACCCCGUCUGACUCCCAGACCCUUUUCCCGAGAGAAGUCUUCAGAUACUUUCGCAGUGGUGAGGCCUCCUGUCCCGGCACUUAAACCUAGUAAUGCUGCUUCCAACCCACCUACAUUUGCCAAAACCUCCAAAGAUGUGACAGUUGCUAAGGGGUUAACUGGGAACAUUCCGCCUCUGGUAGAUCAAAAAUUAAUUGAAAACAAAAGCACUGGUGAGCUGGUUGCUAACAUGCCCUUUGAUUCCAGUCCCCAGGCAAAUACGGUCAUCCUUUUUGAAACUGGAAAGCCAGAGAAGAGCAGGGCGAAGUUCACCCCAGAGAAGAGCCAUCUUGGUUCCCCGCAAAUAUGUAGCACUACACAAGCGCCAGAGGGGCAGCCGCCCCUUUCUGAGCCAGGGGUGUUCAUCCGCAGAACAGCUGGCAUCCACAGGCAGCUCUCUUUUUCCUCUGAAGCCAGGCCAGUCUCCUGGAGUCCUUGUGUAUCCCUGGAAAGGCAAGGUUACUUCCCAGGGGCUUCCGAGGAGAAGGGGAAAGUUCUUGAAAGGCAGCACAGUGCCGGCAUUCGCCUGGCUUGUGAGGUGCAGCCGAGGCCCAAACAGAGGCCAGGGUCUGCCAUCUUUCUGGAAUCAUUAAAGGAUCCAAUGCACGGCUGUUCAGAAGUUUCAGAUGAAAAAUCUACUCCUGAGAAGACUUGGGUUAGAAAACCUAGGCCACUAUCCAUGGAUCUUACUGCAAAGUUUGAAAGCAGAGAGCUUUCUUUACAAAGGAAAUCUUGUCCAGAUGAGAAUCUUAGCCCUGAUCCCACCAUUCAGGGUUCUGUCAGACCAUCUGAAACGAGGACAAAGAGCGAAGCCGUGGCUUUGGAGAGAGCCGAUGCUUCAAAGUCUGCUUUGAAAAGUCCUGGCCCAUGUGCCGGCUUCACCAGUGUUCUAAACCAAAAGCCCUUUCCAAGUGAAAUUGCGUCUUCGUGUCCGAGCACUCAGAAGGAUUGGGCUGAAGUCUCUGCCAGGGACAGAAAAUGCCUGUGGGAGUCGAGGCUAAAAAGACAAGAUGAACAAAAUGCAAGUGAUACAGAGAUUAGGACCGCUUCAGAGAAGGACACAGAACCAUCCAAGGUCAAAGGCCGGUCAGUUAAAGACAGGGCAGUAUUAAGUGCAACGGAACUGGCUGCAACUAGAACGAACUGUACAAAUGUUUCAGAUACUGAAAACCAGAGUUCGAGAGAGGCUGGAAAGCACCUUGAUGUGCUGAAUAGAUUAGCAACUGAUGCAGCUUCAGUGAAUGUUGACCCUCAGCUGGAGAGCCCUGGGAAAGAAAACCGAAUUGUGAACAUUCAACAGAGAAUCAAGGAACUCACGGCAGAAAAUGCAGAAAUGAAGCCAGGAAAUCAGCGCCGGUCAUUCCGAUCCCGGCCACUUUCUGCAGACUUGACCAAACUGUUUUCAAGCCCAAUGACAACCAGCGACCUAAAGCCCGAGAAACUGGCAGAGGUGAACAGGAAGCCAGCAAAUGAACCACACGAGAUUCAAGAGAUUAAGAUCAACCCACUGCAUGGGACAAAUUCUGAAGAAGCCCACGCUGGAGGAGUGUUGUGGAGGGCGCAUCAGCCCAUAAAAAUCCAACCCAUGCAGAGAGAUGUCAGCCUUGCCAGAGGGAAGCACAGUGUCACGCUCCAGGGUGGCAGCCCUACUUCUGUGGCAGAGCAUGGCACAGCAGCAGAAAAAGCGUGUAUUAAAACUGUCAGAGCCACAGUGUUUGAGCAUAAUGUGCAAAGGCACAAAGUAGCUGCCGAUCCCUUUGGAGCUGAGCCUCCAUCGCAGCUGACGCAUGAGCUUGUUGGGAAUUGUAGGGAAUCAUGGAUGGGGAAAGCAACAGAAACGAGGCUUCAUUUCUCCAAGGAAGUGCCCUGUAGGCAGCUGGAUAUGUUGGCAGGUGCUGAAAAACCCGGAAAAGCAAAUCCUUUCAACGGGGACAAAGUCCUGCAGGAUACUGCAUGGAAAAAAUACACUACCACAGAAAAGUGUGAAAACCCAACCCCAAAGCAUGUGGAAGAUUCCUUAGUGUUCCAGAGGGUGGAGCCAAGAUACGAAAUUCUCCAGACAGUUGGCAAAAGAGCCCAAAGUGAGGCCGUUGCUGUAGUUUGCGAGGACAAAGCAGUGACUUUACGAAGCAGAAGGUCCCUAAAAGAGAGGAGGAGACCCGGUGGGAGUAGUGUGGCUGUGCCCUGGUCACGCAGUCUUGACAUGGAGGGUGAGUGCUUGGAAGAAGGUGGUUUUGUGUCCAAAAUGAAGGAAGGGGGGGGAACGACGGUGAAGGCAGAGGCUUUGCAAACGGUUAAUGUCUCUCAUGACCAGCACGCUUUCCAUAAGCCAGUCACUGAGACGGACAAAAGUCAUACUGGAGAGAAGCAGGAAACUGGGAAAGCUUCAUGCUUUACAAAUGGAAACAAAGAUUUGGGCACCGCAGAUGGCAGAGUCUCGAUGGUAUCUUCAGAACUGGAGAAAGAAAAGGGCAAAGGUCAGAAGGAGGCUUCCAAAAUGCCGAAACAUUUCCUUGAGAAUUUUGGAGCAGGACCAGGCGGGAUGGAUGGUGGCGCAGCUGCAGCCGACGUCAGUCAGGUCACAGCUUCAGGCAAUACCAGCAAGCUAGAGAGCCCCCUUUCUGUAAGCGGGGGCAGCCAAUGGCAAGUGGUGGGCAGCAAGGUUCCCUGCCCUAGUGCGGACCUGAGAACCCACGAGGCAGAGGAACCCAAAGUAUUUGGAUUAAGGAAAUGCCUGACUGCACACUGUGCUCCAGACACGUUAGAUGCUGCAGGUCACGUCCCUGAAGGAGACCCAUUUAAACAGUCAGAGACAGAGGAAGAGCUGAAGAGAAGCAGACAUCGUGUUUCUGCUGCAAAGGUUUCAGAAAGAUGGCGACGGAAAACAUUGCCUCAUGACAUCAGGUUUGAUGAAGCUGGCACCUUGGCUGAAGAGGGUGUGAAAAUGCUGAUUAGGAGAGACUCCUUGCAGUUUCAUGAGGGUUCGAUUGCGAAGAGGAGCAGAAAACCCAGAUGUGUAGUGGAGCCAAAGGAGGGGACUGUGGCCACUCCCAGCAGCCCCGAGGACCAUUUAAGAGAUCAACAUUCUCCUUUGAAACCAAAGGCAACCUAUUUUGCUGUUACGUACCAGAUUCCUAGUGAAGCUGAAGGUGCCUCUGGAAAAGAGUUUGCUCCCAAAAGCAAGCAGAUUUCAUCGCAGGUGGAAAACACAUUGUUGACUUCGAAUGCUAGCACUGCCAGAAGACCCCAUCCGGUGUCAGAUCACCAGUCCUGUGCUGCCAAUUCAGACACACCAGCCUCUUUGGACAGGCAUCCUGGCAAGAACAGGGUGGCUGCAGAAGACGGUGACACGUCAGACCCUUUGAAGAAAGGGGCAUUUGAAUAUCCAGGAAGCGAGAGGAGAGAGGAGAACUGGAGGUCUCUCAAGAGCCAGACUGACGAUGCUCAAGAGAGACUGACAGGCGCAGAGGUUCCCCUUCGGUCAGCCAUGGCUUCCUCACCGUGUGAUCUGAAGCCCCCUUCCUGUCUGCGGCAUUUUCACCAAGAUGGUGAGCAUUCAGGCCAAAAGAAGUUUAGUGACUAUAGCUAUGGUGCACCCAAAGAGAAAACAACCGAUAAUUACAGGUCAAGAGUUCUUGACAUUGAUGCUUUGAUGGCGGAAUAUAAAGAAGAUUCUCUAAAGCCCUCAGUGAUUCCAGACAGGAGAGAGGGCGAAGACGGCGGCUGGUUUCCUUGGGAGAAGUAUAAAAGAAAUUCCUCAGAUAAAACAUCCUUCAGUUAUAACCGCAGAGAGCCACAGGCACCGAAUGAUUCCCUGGGAAGCCCUUGGCAGGAUAUCUCCAGUGUGGAAGUCCAUGGAUUUGAGGCUGUAGGUGUGGGCGAGAGAGGGAGGUUGCAGAGCUGCAGCCCAGAGCAGAAUUCCUUCAAGCACCGGGAUGGGAAGUUCAGCCCCCCGCCCUGGGGAAGGCCGUCCGCGGCGUGUUUUCCUGCAGAUGCAGCUGGCACGAAGAAAAAAACAUUUAUUCUGGACGAGGAUCCAGGAGCCAGCCUUGAGCUAUGGUGCCAAGGGGCAAAACGUGGAGGGUACGAGGGGCAGGUUCCUGAUCCUAUUGGUUUGGACUUGAAAGCAGGGGCGAGCUUCAUUCCUCCUCCCUCCUCGGUGCUUGCUGAUAGCAUCUUAUGGAAAGGAACGUGCUCGAGGCAGCCUGUGACAAACGCGUCUCUGGCGGGCGACUGGCCCAACACAAGCAGUCUGAACAAGAGGAAAAGCAGCGUAGCUGGAAGCCCUCAGAAGAGCGACUCUUCCGCACUCCAGAGCCAACCUGAGUGCAACAUGUCCGCUUUGUCGAAUGCCCGACCAGAUUUUAAACGCUCCUACUCUGAAAAGACUCACCAGGCCAGAGUGAGGGGCAGCCUCCCUGCUGGGCCAGAAGCAAGAGAAAGGCAAGACCUGCACAAGGCCCGCCAGAGCUUCCCGCCUGAACGUGCAGAUCACAGGCAGAACAGACGGAGCAGCUCUCAGCAGCGCUCCCUCUUCGGUGACGAGAAAAAGGAUGUUGAGAAAGAACGGAGCGGUCGGGAUCCUGAGAGCCCAGGAGCCAGAAGUCCUCCAUGCCUUCCUUUACAGCGGAGAAGUCGCAGCUUCUACAAGGACAGGAGGGUGGAUCACUGGGCAGUGGAUCAGCUCAAGCAGUGCUUUGGCAGGCCUGUUGCUGAGGCCAAGGACACAGAUACGCUUGUGCGUGAGGCCGACAGUCAGUAUGGCACCUGGAGGGAGCAGCGGCACAGCAGGGACAGCUUGGUGCCAGAAUCGCCUUCCUCUGAAAGCAACGUGGCUUCAGCUCGGAAGCAGCCCACCAGCAGCCGACUGUCAUCGUUUUCCUCCCAAACCGACCCUGCCUCCAUGACUGACCCGCAUGACUCCUCCAGGGACCCAAGGAGCGCCAGCCUGGACCGGUCCAGCACGGACCUGGACUCUGCUGGCAGCGCUGAGGGCCCGGCACGGGCCUGCCCAGAGUUCUCCUUCCUGGAGCACACCACGGUGCUGGACUCCAGCAUCCUCAAAACCCGGGUGCAGCUCAGCAAAAGGCGGCGCCAGCACCGUGCUCCCAUCUCCCACCUGCUGAGGAGAAGCAGUGAAGUAGAUGCUCAGCCGCGUCUGUCUGUGACGGAGGAGGCAGGCAGUGCCUGGAUGUUCAAGGAUUCCACAGCACCUGAAGAAAAGUCAGCAAAGCCUGAAGAUUCUGAGGAGGAGGGGAAGCUGCACCCACUGCCCGACCGGCUGCCCGUCUCCCAGCCACAGCGGCUUCCCAUGUUCCCAGGGCUGGACCACUCCGCCCUCAAGGCUGAGCUCAGGAGAAGGCAAGAGCCAGAGGGAAGCAGGGAAGUCAGUCCUGUGCACAUAUCCAAGUCUCCAAAAUCCACGUUCCCAGCUGGAGGCCCCGGGGGCAGAAUGCUGCCCACUGGCAUGGAGAAGGAAGAGAGACUGGAGGAGGCAUCUCUGUCCCCGCAGUGGCUGAAGGAGCUGAAGUCCAAGAAGAGGCAGAGCCACUACGAGAACCAAGUGUGAGGAGGAGGUCUGGAGCUGGCAGGGAGCCUGGCUGUUGGCCACACGUUAAGCGGAAAUGGGACAGCUGAGCAAAGGACUCCAGACAAGUUCAUGGCAGAUAGGGCUAUCUGUGGCCAUCAGCCGUGGUAGUUAAGUGGAACCUCCAUGUCCGGAGGCAGUCUACCUCUUGAGUGCCCGAUCUGGGGGGCGAAGAGAGGAUGGUUGCAGGCUUUCCAGAGCCCUCUCGCUUGCUUCCACUGGGAGGAGGAUAUUGCUGUCCGCAGGCCCUUCCCGUGAUCCAGCGAGUCCAUUCUUACCCCUUUCUGACACCAACUGGCAAACCACAUCCGAGGGGAAGACGGAGGAAGCAGCCUCUGGGCCUCCCCACCAAUAACGGCCGGCUGAAGACCCCGGGCUGUGGGGUUCGGAUCUUGCAUCGUGGCCCCGUGGCACAGCUGAGUACUGGAAGCAGCUCUCUCCGUUCACGGGGUGCUCUGGCGGGGGAGGGGCCGCACAGCUGUUUAGCCUGCCUUGGUUGCCCACAUCCCUUGAGUGGAUGUCCUCGGAAUGGCGUGUCUGCUUUGCCUUCCCCCCCCCCCCCCACCUCUCCCACCUUCACGGCAGGAAGGGCCAGCCUUCCUUGGGAGAGACGUUGGUCCUGUAACAGAAGCCUUAACUCAACCUCACGUUCCCUCGGCCCGUGGCUUCCUGCCUUGACUGCUGUGCACACGGUGCCUUCCCUUCUGGCACAAGAAGUCCGAGGGAGAGGGAGAGGGAGAGCAGGAGCCGAGCUGUCCUUGUCCCCCCCCCCCCCCGCCCUCCCUCCCCAAGACUGUGGGCCGGGCCUCUGGGGGCGCUCCUCUUGUGUGCCCGCAGGGGUGCUGUUGCACUGCGAAGAAGCCCAGUGCCUGGAGUGUUCGGGGCUGCACUUGAGAGCGCUGCCUCCCGGCCAGAGAGUCGCACUCAGAGGGCCUGAUGUGCCCCGGGAGCAUUGCGACGAAUGGGCUGGUUUCUGGGGGCUGCUUUGUGGCGCAGUGAAGAAGGGAAGAUGGGGGAGGGUGGGAAGACAGCCAGGUUACGUUUACUGCCACACAGGAAAGGAAAUGUAUUAAUGGUUUUUAAGUAUAUUUUGGGUUGCGUCAGGAUGAUGUGAUUGGUGGGGCUGCUGCCUGGACCAGGGUGAUGCGUUUUCUGUUUCUUGGGGUUUUUAGGCUCAGGGGGGUUUUGUUGUCCCUUCCGUUUGAUUUCAUACAUUGUGUCUGUACAUGGGAUAAUUGCUUUACGAUGAGUAUCACAUUCCUAGGAAGGGCAAUGCAAUAAUGUCAGAGAGCCUGCAUUAAAAUAGCUGUAAAUCA